Molecule: messenger RNA, 2121 nt
Organism: Chenopodium quinoa (quinoa)
Lineage: Eukaryota; Viridiplantae; Streptophyta; Magnoliopsida; Caryophyllales; Amaranthaceae
Product: protein FAR-RED IMPAIRED RESPONSE 1-like
Exons: 7
Coding region: 1-2121 (706 amino acids)
Biological process (GO): regulation of DNA-templated transcription
Molecular function (GO): zinc ion binding
Source: RefSeq, a predicted model, not a curated record
AUGGAGUAUUUGGAAAAAACUAAGGACCUUGAAAAGUACCAUGGUGGUGAGUAUAGAGUCAGCCUUGAUGCCAAAGCCGUUGACGGGGCCGUAGUUAUUGAUGAGGACGUGGGUGAUGGUGGUGCUGCGGCGUUGGAGGCCUUGUUAAAUCAGAUAGAUAGUGGAAAAGGUUGUGAAUUAUUGUUGUUUAGAAAAUUGGUUGUUGUUGGGGAGGAGUCUUUUAGGACUCCAAAGAAAGGAAUGGUGUUUGGUUCUAUGUUGGAGGUUGAUGAGUAUUUUCGUAAUUAUGUCCAGCAGCAGGGGUUUGGUGUUGUGAGGGCUAGUGGGGCUAAGUCUGGAAAAGGUAUGAAGCGUAAUUGUAGGUGGACUCGUGAAUUUUUUGGUAAGACUGUGCGGAAGAGGAAAAAGCCUGAACCGAGGUUGGUGUCUAAUGCUCAGAUCAGUGAAGAUGAAGACUUGUGUCCUAAACGCAAGUCGAAGAAAUGUGAUUGCAUUGUGUUUCUAUAUGCCAAGGUCAAUAAGUCUGGGAAAUGGGUUAUUGAUCAGGCCCAUUUGACACAUGUUGGGCAUAAUCCUACUCCUGGAAAAUCAAAGAACAUUAGUAGGUUUAGGAAGAAAUUUUUGGUGGAUAAUCCUCAUCUUGUGCGGCAGUUGUUUAUUGAACGUAAGGAUGGGGUUCCUGUGGCUAAUAUAUAUAGAAGUAUGGCAAAGAAGAGGAAUGGGUUGGAGGAUAUGCCGUUUGAGCAGAAGGAUUUACAUGCUGAAGUUGCGAAGCAGAAGAAACUUGUGUUUGAACAAGGGGAUGCAAAAUUUAUGUUUAACUACUUUAAGAGGAUAGUUAAGGACAAUGAUAAAUUCUUUCAUACAUAUCGAGUUGAUGAAGAUGGUCGGUUGAAAGAUGUGCUAUGGGUUGAUGCUAGGAGUAGGGCGGCGUACGAGGAGUUUGGUGACGUCGUUGGUUUUUAUUCUAGGUACUUGACUAACGAGUAUAAGCUUCCUUUCUACAAUUUUGUUGGUGUCAACCACCAUGGGCAGACCAUUCUACUUGGUUGUGCUCUUGUUAGUCGUGAGACUACCGAGACAUUUGAAUGGGUAUUUUCAAGUUGGCUUAGAUGUAUGGGUGAUAAAGCUCCUAUUGGGAUUCUAACGGACCAAGAUCCGGCAAUGAGGAAGGCUUUGAAGGCGGUUAUGAAGGGUACGACGCAUAGAUGGUGUAUUUGGCACAUUCUCAACAAGUUCUCUCAGAAGUUAGGCAAGCGCGUUUAUUACCCUGAGUUGAAGGAGGGACUGCACCGAGCUGUCUAUAACAGCCUUGACUGGUUGUUUGAAGAAAGGGCUAUGUGGGUUCCCGCUUUUGUGAAACAUUUGUUCUGGGUAGGGAUGAAAACCACUCAGAGGGUAGAAAGUGUUCAUAGAUUUUUUGAUGGAUAUUUGAGCAAGCACACCUUGUUACAUGAAUUCGUGGAGCGGUAUGAAGAAGCCCUCUCGGUUAGAGCAACAACAGAAAACAAGACUGAUGACAACAAUGCUAGAUAUGUGAGGAAGGCGUGCACCGACUUUCCUGCGGAGCUACUCUUCCAAAAGAUUUACACUGAUGAAAAAUUCAAAGAAGUUCAGCAUGAAUGUACACGUAUGAUGUAUGUUAGUGAAAUUGAGAGAAGACAAGUUUCUGAGCAGGUGCUUGAGCAUGUAAUUGAGGACAGAAUUUGGUACAAGCCCCAAAAUUCAAAUAAAGAGAUAUCGUCUAAGCGUAAGCGGAGAUAUGUGGUUACUUUUGACAUUGUAACCAAGGAUUCUUGUUGUGAAUGUAAGCACUUCAACUGUCACGGAAUUAUCUGUCGUCACAUAAUUCAGGUCUAUGAGUUGCAUGACCACUUGGAUAUUCCAGACAAGUUCAUCUUGAAGCGGUGGAGGAAAGAUGUGAUAAGGCCGUACACCCGUGUCAAGGUUGGUUAUCAUGAUCCAAGUAAGACAGAGGAGGGUUUUUACUUCCCAUAUAGCCCCCAAUCUGUAGGAGGUAUUCAGAUGGUUGAUGGUGAUGGUUCUAGUGGCUACUUCAUUGGUGUUUCCGGAGGCCAGAUUGGUGCAGGUCAUAUUGCAGGGUCUGAGACUGAUCGUUAA